ACGUACUGUUGCGUGAGUGACGUUCCGUGAAUACGCACAGUGCGUAAGUGAGUUGCGCAAUAUCCGCAAGCGGUGCAGUCUGGGGUUCUGCUGCACAACACACAGGCUGGCAAAACCUGCUAGCUAGCUGACCACCUGAAAUGGAUGUGUUCUUAAUGAUCCGGCGUCACAAGACCACAAUCUUCACAGAUGCCAAGGAGUCUACCACUGUGUACGAGCUGAAGCGUAUUGUUGAAGGGAUCCUUAAGAGACCACCUGAAGACCAGAGGCUGUACAAAGAUGACCAGUCGCUAGAGGACAGCAAAACUCUUGGUGACUGUGGAUUCACCAACCAGACUGCUAGACCUCAAGCCCCAGCUACAGUUGGUCUGGCCUUCCGCAUAAAUGAUGAGAUGUUCGAACAGCUGCACGUCGAGGCCUUCUCCAGCCCCCCAGAACUCCCUGAUGUGAUGAAGCCUCAGGACUCCGGUAGCACGGCCAACGAACAGGCAGUGCAGUGAUAACGGGGAGAGGAAAACGAGCAAUGGAGGGAAGGAUGGAAGUGGGUGUGUGUGGAAUAACUGCAGUGGAGAAGUAGCGGGGUGGAGGAUAAUGUAAUAUAAUUUCAGUUGAUGGAUGGGGACAUUCUAGGUAACCAAGCCUAUCCAUGUUACCUUCAUGCUAUCAUCCCGGCAUCCCCCCCCCCCAAUUUGCUUCACCAAUCAUUUUUUAAAACUCUUUAUGAUUUCCACACCACAUGCGGUUCUGCUCCUCGACUUUGCUCUUAAGCACCAACCUGGCUCAAAGUUUUUGAGCGAAGAAGUUGGUUUGGAACGUAUGAUUGUGUGUGUGUGCGUGCGUGAGUUAUUAUAAUUAUUAUCUUUAAUAUUUUGGAGAAGGUGAAAGCGUAGUUGUGUGUCACAGUGCUCUAGAAGUAACAUGCAUAGGUAAGGAGUCCGGUGUCUGAAUCGGCAAACUGCAUGAACAAAAAAUUGAAAACAAAGGCUUUAUUUUCACAGAAACGGAUAAACCUUCAACUGAUAAGUUUCCUUGGUCUGAUGAUUCUCCCAGUUGUGUUGUACAUUUCUGAUUCAAUUUCACACCAGGAAAGAAAGUCUUUAUAAUAACUAUGUGUAGUUUUUUGUUGUCAUUUGGUUGUUUUUUUUCAGUAUGUUUUACUUGUCAGUUCUUCGUUGUAUGUUUCAUGCACUGAGACCAAAGGCGGGUACCUCUUGGACAACAGAGGGAUUUAUUUGGUCAAAGGACAUUCUGUCUGUGGCAUACAGUAUACACAGGAGGAGAAGUUUUCUGGCGUUAAAACUUAAGUUUUGAAAAUGCAUACAUCACCACGUCACCAAACCAUCAAUGUGGCACCUUCCCCUAAUCACACAAACAUAGCCUGUAACUGUGAGCUUGCAUAAUUAAAAGUUUUUCCUGUUUUGUUUUUUA
Molecule: messenger RNA, 1428 nt
Organism: Sebastes umbrosus (honeycomb rockfish)
Lineage: Eukaryota; Metazoa; Chordata; Actinopteri; Perciformes; Sebastidae
Product: elongin-B-like
Exons: 4
Coding region: 141-500 (119 amino acids)
Biological process (GO): transcription elongation by RNA polymerase II
Cellular component (GO): VCB complex; elongin complex
Molecular function (GO): protein binding
Source: RefSeq, a predicted model, not a curated record